AGGGGGGCAAGACCGGACUCGCGAUUGAUGCCUUUAAGCACCAUUGUAUGCAAUCAGAUAAGGGGAGUCAGCGCUAAUAUCAACAAGCGCCAGGAUGAAAGGAACGGCGGUGAUUACGAGAGAGAGAAAAGUCUUUCAGAGGCAUUUGAUAGGGUUAAGAUAAGAGAGGAAGUUUCAUCUCUUCAUGUCUGGGGGAUCUCCUGAACUCCAUCAACUGCGCUUCAUAGAAACACACACCAAGGGAAAGCUCACAAGAAACAUCACAUGAACUUCUCGUAUUCCCAUUCCGCAGUUUGUUCGCUGAUCAGACAGAAUGGGUAACCAACGUGUAGGGUGGUUCGUUCUUCCGGCUACAUGGCGCUAUCAGUCCUUAGUUCUGACUCGAAAUGGUGGGAUACAUACCCCACGAGUUUGUCGUGUUGAGCUGUGGACAAGCCCAGA
This is a messenger RNA of Serpula lacrymans var. lacrymans S7.9, 441 nucleotides long. RefSeq lists its product as uncharacterized. Bases 28 to 204 code for a protein of 58 amino acids. The transcript has a single exon. The record is from RefSeq and is a predicted model, not a curated record. Lineage: Eukaryota; Fungi; Basidiomycota; Agaricomycetes; Boletales; Serpulaceae.